Dimorphilus gyrociliatus is the source of this 917-nucleotide messenger RNA. Lineage: Eukaryota; Metazoa; Annelida; Polychaeta; Dinophilidae. The record is from the annotation of a GenBank genome assembly.
UAAAUUCGCUGUUAGGCCUACAAGCACCAAAGGAUGAAUUGUUUAUGAUAUUUUAUGUCGACAGAAACUGAAUAGCAGGUAAUUAUUACGAUUACAUUAUAUAAAGGCAUUAGCCCUUCGUCUCGAACGAAACUAGUCUAAUGCCGCUGACAAAAUUCCACGAAUAUCACGGGAAAAACAUCUGGCUAAAAGAAGAAGGGAUGGUGGCUAGGAGAUCGCAGAGUUUUGCACACGCUUUAACGUUUAGCAGCCAACCAUUAAGGAAUCGGGAGAUAUUCUUAUUAGAAAUUGAAGAAAAUGAAAGGGGUUGGAGUGGUCAUCUCCGAAUAGGGCUUACACAAUUAGAUCCGUCUUCAAAAUUCACUCUACCUCAGUAUGCUCUACCUGAUUUAGCCAAUAUGGGUCGAACGUGGACCAUGGCAGUCACUAAAACUAAAACAGGCAUUGCAGUCCCCGAAGAUGAUGACACAAUAGCAGUAGACAUUGAUCUCCCCCCUCCAGCUCGGUUGCUAUCGCCCGAUGGAGAAUAUAUUACAACUAGCCAAGGUCGAUUGAGAAAGAAUGUUCUUCAGUCAACCCGAAAAGGAAAGCAAGAUGAGUUACUACCUACAGACGUUGGUAGUAGGAUAGGCGUUCUCUUCUCAGAGAACGGCAAUAACAGAGCCGACAUGCAUUUCAUAAUAAAUGGUGAAGAUGGUGGAUGUUAUGCUCGAAAUAUUCCCUAUAAGAAUGCCCCAAUUUACGCCGUUGUAGACGUAUAUGGAACAACAAAGCAAGUCAGAAUAGUUCAAUUGAAUAUAGUUGCUAAUUUACAAGAUUUGUGUAAAGAUACAAUUCUUCGCCAUACUAUAAAGAAAAAUGUUGAAUUCUUACCACUUCCUCUGCCUAUGAAAGCCUUUUUACGCGACGAGUGUUGA